UCAGUUUGUUUAUCCGCUCGCGAGCUUUUUCAGCGGAUUAUUUUAGUUAAUUUAUCGUUAAUGUGCGCGGAACAGUGUUGUUUUGCAAGACAUGUCCGACCACAGUACGAAUUUCCCACCGCGAACAUAUUCGUCGUCAUUUUACAUCAACGCUCUAUCGGAGGGCGAUAAAGCUAUAUUAGUUUCGGCUUCAGAUGAUGAGACUCGCGAUGAGGAUAAAAAGGAAGAGAAGAAUUCCCCGAUUGUAGAUUGCUUCAUUGCAACGUUUCUGUCCAGCGAUCGCAAAUGUCGAAAGAAACCUAUUGGAAAUGAUAAGUCUAGCGAUAAGGACAUCGAAGUAGCGGAGAUUUGGAAGAAGCGCGGCGGGAAGACGGUGAGGUCUCCGUCGCCCCAUAAUGCAUUCAAAAGGUGGCGCAUCAAGUCCAAUCUCAAGGCGGCCGAAUCCAAAAACGGCCUGGACGCUGCCAAAUUGGCCAUAAACUCCAAGGAGGGAAGCGAAGAGGACAUGUCUCUGCUCAAAUUCCUAGCUAUUAACGCCUUAGAUCUCAGCGCUCCAGCUAGCGACGUAUUGCUGAAGAGCCGCAGCAGUAAUUGGUUCCAAUUGAGCGGCCAUCCCGAUAGCCUGGCGCCCGCAGGACCAGGCACCGUUUGGAAAAAAAGAUCCUCGAACUCCGACGACACGGAACGCGUCGUAUACGAAGAACUCUCGCACGAUCCGAACCUGCGCGACAUCGUACCCAGAUAUUACCGCGAAGUCGAGUACCAAGGCGAGAUGUUCAUCGAAUUGCAAGACCUCCUGCACGAGUUCCAGGACCCUUACGUAGUCGACAUCAAAAUGGGCACGCGCACGUUCCUCGAAUCGGAGGUGCAGAAGACCACGGGCCGAGCGGAUUUGUACCAGAAGAUGAUCGCCAUCGAUCCGCGCGCGCCCACCGAGCAGGAGCACCAGACGAAGUCGGUGACGAAGCUGCGGUACAUGCAGUUCCGCGAGCAGCAAUCGUCCACCUGCAGCCUGGGCUUCAGGAUAGAGGCGAUGAAGUGCCGCGGCUCGCCGCCCGUCACCGACCUGAAGAAGGUCAAGUCGCGCCCGGAGGUCACCAACACGCUGGACAUGUUCCUCGGCGGACACGAGGACGUGCGGCAGCGGCUGGUGGCGCGUUUGUGCGAGAUCCGCUCGAAGAUCGAGAGCUCGGAGUACUUCAAGAAGAGGGAAGUGAUCGGCAGUAGUCUGUUUAUUAUCUACGACGAUAACAAAGUCGGCGUGUGGUUGAUAGACUUUGCUAAAACUAACAAGUUGCCCGAUGGGAAGACUGUCAAUCAUAGGACGCCGUGGGUGCAGGGGAAUUACGAGGAGGGGUUGCUUACCGGAUUCGAUAGACUGAUUUCUAUAUUAGAAAGUAUCAAGAACACUCCUCCGGAUAGUCAGAAGGAGAUGAUGAAGCAAGUGGCGGCGGUGAGCGUUAAAUCUUGAGCACAGAAGCGGCUAAUUGACAAAUCUAACCACUUAGAGUUCAGAACGGUCCUCUGCAGGACUCGAAACAGUGGAAUUUUCUCAGUGAAUGUCCGCCGAUUAAGCGCGAUGGUUUGUUGAAGAAGAAUGACCAAGACUUAAUCAGUCAAUUUUUGUAUGUCGUUGUAAAUUUGCUAUGACGCGGCCUGAGCGGCUUUUGUAUGUACGUUUCUUUUUGUAUAAUGAAGUAUUAAGCAUUGCAAUUUAUUUAAUUCGUCUAGUCAUUUCCUGUAAAUCUGAAAUGUUUAGGUAUUUAUGAUGUAGUUUUAAGUUCUUUAUCAAGCUUUUUGCACUUGGUAAUAUUGUAAUUUGUAUAUUUAUUUUGUAUUAAAAUGUAAUUUUUUAAUGUUCAUGUACUUAUGAAGUAAAGUGAAUUUUUAACCUA
Molecule: messenger RNA, 1895 nt
Organism: Phyllotreta striolata
Lineage: Eukaryota; Metazoa; Arthropoda; Insecta; Coleoptera; Chrysomelidae
Source: the annotation of a GenBank genome assembly